AUGGGGGAGGAGUGGGCUGAGGUUUUGUCUUCUUCCUCUCGUGUCCGACGCUCUUCCUCCUCCUCCUCAGAAGCUGCUGUGUGUCUCCAGAACAGUCGAGAGUCAAGAUCAGGACCUGCAGCUCUGGGGCCGUUUGACCCGAGUGUGAAGGAGGGAAAAAGGUCUCUGCUCAUGAGUAACGACCAAAAGAACGAGAUCGACGAAACAAGCGGCACAAAUGAGUUUCCUCCGCAGGCGUCGGGGCGUCACUUAGACAAAAGGCGUUUUGGCGUCGACACUGUAGAUCAGAUUCGCGCUGACGCCCGAAGACGCGCCACAAAAACGCCGGACGCCCAGACGCACGUCCACAUCGACUUUACAUAUGAACUUUGCCGCUUUGUGGCUCUGGGAGACGACCUCAUCCCGCCUCCAUCUCCCACCACCACCACCACUCCGCUCGUUUCUCCAACCGCUUUUACCCAAAACAGAACUACAAAUGCGUCUAAUGUGCAGCCCCAGACCACACGAGAACCAACCACUCCCACCUCCACCACACGAGAACCAACCACUCCCACCUCCACCACACGAGAACCAACCACUCCCACCUCCACCACACGAGAACCAACCACUCCCACCCCCACCCCCAUCCCGUCACACCAAACAACCACCCAGAGCCCAACUACAAACUCCACCUCCACGAGCCCUGAGAACGGGACGGCUCCAUCUGCGACCUCGACCCUGUCACCCCACACCUCCACCCUCACCUCCGCCCGGAGCGCCGACAAUGGGACCACUGCCGCUCCACCUCAGACCUCCACCCAGAGCUCUGAUAACGGCACAGCUCCGUCCGUCACUCCGUCUGUUUCUAACUCCACCCAGGACGUGAUCCAGACCAGCCCCAGCACCACCAGCUCCACCAACUCCACCGGCUCAGAGAGUUGGCAGUCGAGUCUCCGGCACAGUCCUGGUCUGGUGACGGUCCUGGUCGUGUUCUGCCUGGUGGUGGCGCUGUCUCUGUCCGUGCUGCUGUUUCACUGUGUGAGGCAGGUCAGAUCCACUUCCAGUUUUGAGAGACUCCGAGACGUUCCCCUGGGUCCAGUGAAUGAAGAAUCUCCGUUCGCCCACUACACAAAAUGACACAAGACCUGAACCAACUCACUCCUGCUCUAGUCCUGGUUUAGUCCUGUUUC
Molecule: messenger RNA, 1169 nt
Organism: Boleophthalmus pectinirostris (great blue-spotted mudskipper)
Lineage: Eukaryota; Metazoa; Chordata; Actinopteri; Gobiiformes; Gobiidae
Exons: 6
Coding region: 1-1116 (371 amino acids)
Source: RefSeq, a predicted model, not a curated record